Messenger RNA from Colletotrichum siamense, 243 nucleotides. RefSeq lists its product as uncharacterized. The record is from RefSeq and is a predicted model, not a curated record. NCBI's taxonomy places the organism in Eukaryota, Fungi, Ascomycota, Sordariomycetes, Glomerellales, Glomerellaceae. The coding region runs from base 1 to 243 and encodes 80 amino acids. The transcript has a single exon.
AUGCAUUUACAUCCUUCCAAGCCCUCAUCUCGGCUCUCCGCCUUGGCCGACAACAUCGCCGAGACUGACACUCUUCUGGGCUCCACCGACUCGUUGGAAGCGGAUGCAGACGCGGAAGGCGCCUGGGGCUUGGAACAAGCGCAGACCCGCGGGGAUGACUACGACACCAAAGUCCUUGUGGCAACUUGUAUCAUCAUCGUCGUACCGGCGCUAACGGGCGCCUUUUGGUGGUUCUUUAACUAA